UUGGUACCAUUCCAUUCAGCAUAAGUAACAACUUGUGUACAUGGAAAAGCAGAAACCAUCGGCUGCGCUUGUAUCAUUUUGAUUCCACAUCGAGUUUUCACCUUCUCUUUUCCAAGUUUUCGCUGAUUCCACACACAAAGUUUCAUUCCGACAUUAUAAAAUCUAUGCAAGAGCCCGGCUCGAUUCCAGUCGAAAGCUUUACGUCGAUCCGAUAGCAUAUUCAGGAGAAAGAAGCACUUUCUGGUAUCCCCGAAGAGGAAUAACGUAAAUUUGUUUGUUUUUAGAUAGUUCUAGUAAUCGUUUGCAAAUAAAGAAUAUUCUUGAACUGUUGCAAGUGUGCAAGUGCAUUUGGUCGUGAUUUGUCUGAGCUGAACGGAAUUUUCCGAGAGAAAAUUUUUUAUUAUUAAAAAAGUGAUAAAUUAACUGAACAAAAAUGGCCACUUACGCAGCAUUCAAACAUGUUGAACUCUACAAUGUUGGAAGGACGAAAAAGAGGGUCUUGAGACCACCAGGCGGUGGAUCAAGUGACAUCUUUGGAGCAGAGAAUGCAGGAACUCCCCGCACAGUACGUAAUCACAUGGCAUCAAAUAUUUUUGGUAGCACUCAAGAUGCUCCAGUAAAGAACAAUGUGCGACAAGGAAUGCACAGAUAUUAUUUCAUUGGUGAUGGUGUGCGUCGUGGUGGAAAAAAUGGCGAUUCAUACAAUCGUCUAUUUGGGGAAAGUGACCGCCCAUUUACACCUGCAAAAAAUCACUUGAAGAGCAAUAUUCCAUUGGGAGGCGACUCUCCGGCUAAAAUUAAUAAUGGUAAUAACGCAGCGACAAAUGGUCACACCAAUGGUAAAGCCGAAAAUAAUAAUGGUGUACAACAAAACGGAACUUCCAAAACAGGAUUUCGACGGAGAAUCAAGGUUGAAGCGAAUCCCUCUGGAGAAUCGAAUCAAACUCAAUCUUCACAAAAUCCAGAAGCCCAUCCUCAAACUUCCCCAGACAGUGAUAAUAACACAAAUGCUAGUAGUAAUAUCGACAAUAAUAAUGAAUCAAGUGCUAAUGAAAACUCGCAAUCUGAAGUUGGAGAGCAAGGAAAAGUUACUUCAAACGAGACUGGUGUUUCUGAAGCCACUGAUAAAUUAUCAAUUACAGCCAGCAAUAACAACGCAGCAGAUACUACAAAUGAUAGUAUUACUUCUCCGAAACAGGCCAAUAACAAUCGUGAAAUAAACGGAAAUGAUGGUGGUGGGAGCGAUAUUGAUAAGUCUUACAAGAAUGGAGAUAGUUCAAGCACGACAACAUCUUCAGUUACGUCUCCAGUAUCGGCUAUUUCAACAGAUACUACCGAUCAGAGUAAUAAAUCGGUCGCUAGCAGUGGCAGUUCCCUGCGUUCGCCCAGGGGCCAAACUGGGUCACGAAACCCUGUAACUGGCGUCGGCAUUGAAAUGCCAUCGUAUAAGAGAACUCGGGUUUUACGAAGAGAUGGAAAUCCAGUCACCGGCGAAGGUUACAAUGGUUCAGGAGGUGCCGAAGUGAAUACAGCAGUACCCUCUCUAAAUGGUGCCAAACAGGUCAUUAACAAGAACCGCAUUCCUCCAGGUGGCUACUCCUCUGGACUUUGGUAGAAAAACGACGAUUGGAUGUUGUUACAAUAAUGAAAAAGAGAAGCACUUUUCCUCCAAAACAGACAUUUAAAAUAUAUAUUUAGAAAUACAUAAAUACAUUAACAUUUAUGGCAAAAUUAAGUAAUUAAAAUUAAUGAAAAGAAAAAGAAAAACCGAAAUGUCCACGAAGGCAAUUCGAAAAGGAAUACGAAAUAGCAAGAAAUUAUAAGAAUGAUAGAUAAUCAGUAAUAAGCAAUGUACCCUGCCGCCACCCUUUUCUAAUUUUUACUUCUAUGUUGUAAGCACAGAAAAUUUGUAAAAGAUUUGAGGAAUUAAGGGGGGUAUAAAUUUGUUCUUUUUUCACGCCUCUAUUGAUGAAGUUGUCUAAAUUUUCCGAUCUCUCGGUACAUAUACAUUGCGUACCGAUAAAACCGGUAUAGUUGAAGUAAAUCAAAUCUCUAAAAUCUCAAUAGUGGUUAUGAAAACAAAACGAAAUUAAAUUAUUUAUUUCUACUGGAGACAUGUUCACAUUUCACGAAAUUAUUUAAUCUGAAUGAUGCUCAUCCAUGUUUUGUACACAACUUGGUGGUAUUUAUGCUAUCUUUUAUUUUAUCGAUUUCCUUUUUUUCUUUUCACUUAAUAAUCCGCAAUAAGCGCUCUAUUCAUAUAAUUGUAAUCGUUUAGUUUUGUUGUGCUUUCAAGAGACCGUGCCGUGUCAUGUCACGCGCCAGUAUCACACUUAUAUCUUUUAACAUAAUAAUUCUGAUAAACUUGAUUUUAACACUCAUUGACAUUACAUAUUUAUGAAAAUCCUAAUUAGAAAUUUACAUUUAUUUACUUUCUUGGCUUUCUCGUGUAAUUUGAUUUAAUGAGAGAAGUCAUUCAAUUAUUGUGUAUGAAUAACGACUUUAUUUUGAUAUGAUUACACACUGAUUUUUUGCCUUUAUUUGUAUAGAAAAUUAGUACAUUUAAUAAAACCACCACACUUUUUUAUAUGUAUA
Molecule: messenger RNA, 2595 nt
Organism: Hermetia illucens (black soldier fly)
Lineage: Eukaryota; Metazoa; Arthropoda; Insecta; Diptera; Stratiomyidae
Gene: Jupiter
Product: microtubule-associated protein Jupiter
Exons: 8
Coding region: 434-1615 (393 amino acids)
Cellular component (GO): nucleus
Source: RefSeq, a predicted model, not a curated record